Molecule: messenger RNA, 996 nt
Organism: Penaeus vannamei (Pacific white shrimp)
Lineage: Eukaryota; Metazoa; Arthropoda; Malacostraca; Decapoda; Penaeidae
Product: high mobility group protein DSP1
Biological process (GO): regulation of transcription by RNA polymerase II
Molecular function (GO): DNA binding, bending
Source: RefSeq, a predicted model, not a curated record
GACGGUGUCGGAAGGAGAGGGCUGUUGCGCCUCCACUCACACGGUCACUUAUUCUUUUGUGAGUGCCACUUCAGUGCCAAUAUGCCACGUGGAAGACCCAGAGGAGUUGCAGCCGAGAAGCCUCGUGGCCGCAUGACGGCCUAUGCGUUUUUCGUGCAGACUUGCCGUACAGAACACAAGAAACUUCAUCCCGACGAGAAUGUGCAGUUCGCCGAAUUCUCGCGCCAGUGUUCCGAGCGCUGGAAGACGAUGUCCGACAAGGAAAAGAAGAAAUUCCACGACAUGGCAGAGGACGACAAGAAGAGGUACGACGAGGAGAUGAAGGACUUCGUGCCCUCGCCGGGCGCGGGGCGACGAGGACGGCGCGCGCGAGGAAGGAGACCCAAGGAUCCCAAUAAGCCCAAACGCGCCUUGUCCGCUUUCUUUUACUAUGCCAACGAUGAGAGGCCCAAGGUGCGGGCGGCCAACCCUGACUUUUCCGUGGGCGAGGUCGCGAAGGAGCUCGGGCGACAGUGGAACGAGCUGGGCGAGGAUGAGAAGGUCAAGUACGAGAAGCUGGCCGAGGAGGACCGCGCCCGCUACGACCGCGAGAUGACGGCGUACAAGUUCGGCGGCGCGUCCCCACAGAAGAAGAUGAAGGCGAGCAACGGACACCCUGUGGACGCGGACCCUGAGGACGACGAAGACGAAGUGGGCGGAGAGGAAGACGACGAGGAUGACGUGUCUGACGAAGGGUCGGAGGACGAGUGAGCGAGCGUCUUGAGUGACGAAGUGUGUGAAAUUUACAGGACCAAAAAGACAGUGUUAUUGUGAUGUACAAACUUAUUUUUAUAUUCCUAAGCCUGUACAUUUUAGAAGUUAGUGUAAUCUAUUUAUCCCGGUUGGGAUUCCUCAAGGAUUGAUUUUACGACUCGUGUUACCGUAUAUCAUGUACUUACAAACCUCAAUUUUUGACAUUUAGUUUUUAUAUUUUCUACCAAUAAACAAAAACUGCCA